AUGUUGCACGGCUGCUUCUACCGAUUCGCCGAAGAUACCCGGUCUCUUACAACAAAAUACCUGCCUCAAAUCGGGCUCGACACGCAGGCGACUAUCCUCGCUACCAAUUCGCGAACGACCGUCUCCCAGACUUUUGUGAACCCCUCAUCAACGGAGGCCAUCCCCGAAGUCUUCUACUCUUUCCCACUCUAUGAAAGCUCCAGUAUCGUUGGCUUCACUUGCCGCGUGGGCGAUAAUGUGAUCGAGGGGACAGUGAAACCAAAGGCGAAAGCAAAUGAAAUCUACGAAGAAGCAAAGUCCAAGGGUAGAAAUGCUGCCAUCCUCGAUCAGUCGGUCAAUGCAGCGGAUGUUUUCAGUACACGCCUGGGAAAUGUUCCCGCGGGGGUCACUGUUCUCAUUGAAAUCACUCUCAUUCAAAAGCUAUCCCAAGAUACCCAAACAGAUGGCAUUCGCUACACGAUCCCUGUCACCAUCGCACCUCGAUAUGGAAAUGGGAGCGGCAAGUCAGACGUGCCCAAAGGCGUUCUGGUGAAGACAGCAAUCAAGGUGGACGUCGUCAUGGAGAAGGGCUCUAAGAUCCGCAACAUUCGGUCACCAAGCCACCCCAUUCAGGUAGACUUAGGCCGAGCGUCCGAUAUGCCCGAGUCAACAUUUGAGUCUUGCUACGCCUCAGUCAAGCUUCGCGAGAAUGUGGUCAUUGACGAGGACUUCGUUCUCACUGUCAACGCGGAUAAGCAUGACCUUCCCUUUGCUUUCCUGGAGACGCACCCUACAUUGCCAAACCAGCAGGCACUGAUGCUCUCUCUGGUACCGAAGUUCAGUCUACCGCCGGACGCGUCCGAGAUUAUCUUCGUCAUUGACCGCAGCGGAAGCAUGGUAGACAAAAUUCCCACCCUGCUAUCGGCUCUCAAGCUGUUUCUCAAAUCCCUUCCACUCGGUGUGCCUUUCAACAUCAUAUCAUUUGGCUCUGAACAUAAAUCUCUUUGGCCACGAAGCAAGAUGAGUAGCAGAGAGAGCCUAGAGGAGGCUCUCAAGCAUACAAAGAGUGUCCGAGCCAACAUGGGUGGGACAGAGAUAUUGGGAGCUCUUCAGGCAGCCGUGGAGAAUCGGUACAAAGACAAGGUUCUUGAGGUUCUGAUCCUCACCGAUGGAGAGGUCUGGAAUCAAGAUGAAAUUUUCGAUCUUGUCAAUCGAGAGAACCAGGAGAAUUCUGCGCGGUUUUUCACUCUCGGUCUUGGGAACAGCGUGUCUCAUUCCCUCAUCAAUGGCAUCUCCCGAGCGGGCAAAGGAUUCUCCCAGUCAGUUCUUAACAACGAGGAUCUGAACAAGACGGUGGUCCGGAUGUUGAAAGGCGCUUUGAUGCCACGACUGCGCAACAGCAAACUGGAUAUGAACAUUCCCGAACUUGAAGACUUUGUAGAAGUUGAAUUGCCUGGAGACGACAAUGGGCAAACUGAGUCCUCUGCAAAGCCAAUCUCCUUUUUUGAUCAAGACCACAAGGAAAAAGAAGAUGUCGGCGAUGUACAGGAGCCUCUUCCAAAACUUUCUGUUCCUAGCAUCCUGCAAGCUCCGGCCGAUCUCCCGGCUCUAUUCCCAUUCAUUCGCUCCACGAUCUACGUCCUCCUCUCGCAGCCCUCUGAAUCGUUCCCCGAAACAAUCACCCUUCGUGUCGACAGCAAACAUGGUCCCCUGGAGCUGGAAAUUCCCGUCCAGGAUGUUGGCAAGGGCCAAACUCUUCAUCAGCUCGCAGCCAAGAAGGCGAUAACUGAGCUUGAAGAGUCUCGUGGCUGGAUCCACUCCGCAAAGGACGCCGAGGGCAAUCUGAUCAAGAGCAAAUGGGAGAGUCGGGUCGAUGAGCUGGUUCAGAAAGAAUGUGAGCGACUUGGAGUGAUGUUCCAAGUUGCAGGGAAACAUUGCUCAUUUGUGGCUGUGCACGACGAUGACCCCAUGAAUCCUGAACAUAAUUCAAGGACUGACACGGAGUUGGAAUAUGUUUCUUUGCAGAGUGGCCCAGAUCACCAGGCCGGCUACAGGAUGGCAUCUCCUGGGCCUUGGGACAUCAGUAGAAAGAGGCGUCGUCAUUCGGUAGGCGGCAAGAGAAUGAGAAGAGCGGUGGCCACCACGCAAUGUGAUGAGGAGCCGGGCGUGGAUGAGCCCGAAUCAGAUGUUUGUGAAGAAGUGGCUAGCCCUGGUUUCUCCUUUACUAUACCAAGUUACUGCCCUGCUUCCAGCAACGGUGCGCCCUAUAAGCCAGGUGGUGCUUUGAAGUCCGCCCGUGAUGUCAGCGACAAUGAUGAUGACAACGACGAUGCAAGCGUGCAUUCGUCGACGUCUUCGCCCAAGACCAUGCCCUUGCAAAAGCUCAUCAGUCUUCAGACCUUUGACGGCUACUGGGACAUUGACGAUGAGCUUCUUCAGACCGUGGGCCUUGACCCAAGAACUACCCGCGCCAAGCUGCAGAGUCACUACGACUUCUUGAAGGGAAGCAUGGCGACAGAAGUGUCCGCUCUUGACCAAUGGUUCAAGAUCCUUGCCACAUGCCUCGUGUGUCAUUUUCUGGAGAAUAAAGCAUCCGAGUCCAAAGAUGUGUGGGAACUGGUAAAGACCAAGGCGGAUGGAUGGGUGCAAGAUGAAUUGAAUGCAAUGGACUCUACGGAUCAACAAAUCGUGAUGAAACUCAUCGAUGGAUUGGGAUCUUACUUCUGA
Molecule: messenger RNA, 2706 nt
Organism: Penicillium cinerascens
Lineage: Eukaryota; Fungi; Ascomycota; Eurotiomycetes; Eurotiales; Aspergillaceae
Product: VIT and vWA domain-containing protein
Exons: 1
Coding region: 1-2706 (901 amino acids)
Source: RefSeq, a predicted model, not a curated record